AUGGACAAGAUGUUCAACACAGAUGACUACCCAGCAGUUGAAGAGAUUAUCAGUGCAGCUAUACCAAAGGAAGGUGCCCGCUUCAAAACAAGAGACGAUGCAUUCUAUAGAUACGCUCUUUAUGCAAGAAAGGAAGGAUUUGCAGUGAAGAAGUUCAGCAGCAAGAGAUCAGGAAAAAACGGAGAAAUUUACAUGCAAACAUUCACAUGUAAUAAGGAAGGAUGCACAAACACAGAUGCCAAAACAUCGUCGCAGAGGAGAACAAAUAUACUACUGAAGACUGGCUAUAAAGCACACAUAAUUGUAAGACAAUUUGAUGGAUACUGGUGCAUCAAGAAGGUUCACUUAGAACACAACCAUCCGCUGGAACCAACAGACUAUCUCAUUAGGUUUGCACAUUGUCACAAAAGGAUGACUGAUCUCGACAGGAGAUUAAUUCAUCUACUACAGAUGGGACGUCUGCCACCAAGGAAGAUGAUGUUAAUCUUCCGGUCAAUCAGAGGGAAAUUCCGUGGAAUACCCUUCGAUGCUGUCGAUCUAAGCAACAUAAAGAGUCAACAACAACAAAUUGAAAAGGACCAUGACAUUCAGAAGUGCCUGGAAUGCUUCAAGACACUGCAGAAAAUAGUACCUGGCUUCUAUCAUGACAUGGAGAUAGACAGUGAAAAAAGAGUUCGCAACCUGUUUUGGAUGGACGCAAUGUGCGUAAUGAACUACAAGCUGUUCGGUGACUACAUAUCUUUCGACACAACUUUCAGCACAAAUAAGUAUGGCCUACCGUUUGUUCCUAUAGUUGGGGUGAACAAUCACGGAUCCACAGUACUGUUUGCCGUUGCUCUGCUCAAGGAUCAAAAAAUAGAUACAUUCAUAUGGCCGCCGGAAACAUUUGUUCAGGCCAUGGGUGGAAAAGAACCAAAGACAAUAAUAACAGACCAAGACAAAGCAAUGAAGAAAGCAAUACAAACAGUUCUAAAGUCUACAACCCACAGGAACUGCUACUUCCACAUCGUGACCAAGAUGAGUCAGAAAGAGAGCACCUUCUUUGCAAAAAAUCCUGGAAUGUCGGAAAUGCUAAUGUACGUUGCAAAGAACGCAUUCACACCAGCUGAGUUUGAAAUGGGAUGGAAUAAAGUGAUAAACGAUUACAAUGCUGGCGGAGAAAAACACCUAAGCAAGUUAUACAGGAUAAGACACGGGUGGGUACCAGCGUACUUCAUGGAUAAAUUUUACCCAUUCUCAUCAAGCACAGGAAGGAGCGAGAGCACAAAUAACAUGUGGAAAUGCUAUAGCCAGCACACAGACACAAUAACAAUGUUCCUUGAACAGUACGAGGUUAUACAAGACAAGUGCUUAUCCGCCCUGGACAAGAAGAAGCUCAUAUCAACACUGAAAACAGCAAAAACAGUAACAAGACACCCGUUUGAGAAGCAAGCUCUUGAACAAUUCACACAUGAUAUAUUCGAGAAGUUCCAGAUCGAGAUCACAAACAACACGGCAUUCAAGGUAGAAGGAUCACUUGAACCUGAUCGCCACCUGCGGCUGAAAAGAAUAGUGAAAUCCUACGACCACAUGGAAUUCAAAAGGGAGUGUUUUGAUGUCACAUUUGACGAUGAAAAAAAAACUUCAUGUGUUCCUGUAAGAAGAUGCAGAGGGAUGGUAUACAUUGCUGCCAUGUAA
Messenger RNA from Lolium perenne, 1677 nucleotides. RefSeq names its product protein FAR1-RELATED SEQUENCE 5-like. Lineage: Eukaryota; Viridiplantae; Streptophyta; Magnoliopsida; Poales; Poaceae. The record is from RefSeq and is a predicted model, not a curated record. Gene Ontology annotation, biological process: regulation of DNA-templated transcription.